Cottoperca gobio is the source of this 3295-nucleotide messenger RNA. Its product is annotated as sushi domain-containing protein 4-like. The transcript is spliced from 11 exons. The record is from RefSeq and is a predicted model, not a curated record. NCBI's taxonomy places the organism in Eukaryota, Metazoa, Chordata, Actinopteri, Perciformes, Bovichtidae. Bases 178 to 1965 code for a protein of 595 amino acids. Gene Ontology annotation, biological process: DNA damage response.
AGCUCCAUGGGUAGCUCAGCUGACGCUUCAAUCGAUGCAGCUAGCUAGCGUAGCGGGUAACAAGCUAGCCAAUAGGGAGCUAGCUAGCGGUUAGCUGUAGCAGUACCGCUGGGCUCGUUAAUUCAAUUUACAGCAGACAGCUAACCUAACAAUGAAAACCAGCUCUGAUGGAUAUUAAUGUUAUAUAGGUGGCAGUACAGUUGCUAUCUAAAUAUUAUCAACAAUAUACACUCGUGCUGUCAUUGUACCACAAUCACACCCAUUUCGCUGGAAUCUGUCCAAGCUCUGCAGAGUACCUGCGCCACGCAGGUUGGGCUGACUCUGUGGGGGAAGAUGCGUGAUGGAAUGAUACAGUCAAUAUCAAAUACCUUUUGGGCCCACACCUCAGCCACUAAACGGUCCUUCUUGUUGCUGCUGGUACUGACUGCAGUGUCUACUGGGCAAGGGUCAGGAUGUGUGAGGCCGUAUAUGGUCCAGAACAGCUGGGUAAACCUCACAGAAACCAACAGGGGCUCGUUCCCUGUGGGAACAGUACUGCAGUACAGCUGUGACCCUGGUUAUCUGCCAGACGGACCCAGCAUCCUCACCUGCACCACACUGGGACGCUGGACCUCUGACCCGCCUCACUGUAUACGCAGUGGUGCAUGUCUUCCCCUCUCCAAACCCGAAAAUGGGGGCUACACCUGCCACCCAUCAUCCUGCCGGAUGUUUUCCCAUGGCACUGUGAUUGAGUUCUUCUGUGAUGAUGGCUUCUUUCUCAAUGGAGACUAUAACUACCUGACCUGUGAGGAUGGACAGUGGGACGGCCCGAUGCAGAUCAGCUGUGUGAGCCAAGGUUGUAUAAGACCCUCUACAGUGCAGCAUGGCUCAACUAAUCUGACGGACACCAAUAGGAGCUUGUUCCCUGUGGGCACAGUACUGCAGUACAGCUGUGACCCUGGUUACCUGCCGGCCGGACCCAGCAUCCUCACCUGUUCCACACUGGGACACUGGACCUCUGAACCCCCUCGCUGUAUACGAAGUGAUGGUUGUAUAAGACCCUCUACAGUGCAGCAUGGCUCAACUAAUCUGACGGACACCAACAGGAGCUCGUUCUCUGUGGGCACAGUACUGGAGUACAGCUGUGACCCUGGUUACCUGCCAGACGGACCCAGAAUCCUCACCUGCUCUGCACUGGGACACUGGUCCUCUGAACCUCCUCGCUGUAUACGCAGUGACGUGUGCCAGCCUCCAUUUCAGCCAGAGAACGGGGGCUUCACCUGCCAUCCCGCCCCAUGCCAAAGACUUUCUCAUGGCACUGUGAUUGAAUAUUUCUGUGACGAAGGCUAUGUUCUGAAGGGAGACUAUAAAUACCUUACCUGUCAGUAUGGAGAGUGGGACAGCCAAAUGAAGCUCAGCUGCCUCAUGGAGCAAGACCACGACCCAACCUUACCAUUAGGGAUGCCCACCUUGUCCAUAGUGGCAUCCACAGCCAGCUCAGUGGCCCUAAUCCUGCUCCUGGUGGUGCUGUUUGUACUUCUGCAGCCAAGACUCAAGUCCCUCCAUCGACGUGAUCAGGGUGUGUCCGGCCAGCCCGUGUCAAUCAUGGUGGAAGGAGUCCAGGUGACUCUGCCCUCGUACGAUGAGGCUGUGAAUGCUCACGGAGCCUCAGCCCUAAGCUCAGAGUCUCGAGUCCAGAUAGUGCUGUCUGAGGGUCAGCAUGCGACAGUGCCAGAUGCUGGCCCCUCUCGGCCUUCUUCUCUGAAACAGCAGCAGUCAGAGAUGGCUGUGGUCCAUCCUGUGCCGCCGUCCUCGUCCUCCUCGUCCCCCUCACCCUCAUCCUCGACCUGGGUUCUGGAGCAUGCAGGUGCUGCAGCUCCUUCAUCCUCGCAAAGAAGGCCGUCUGCAGGCAGCGACCAACACAGCCUCUCUCUGGACUCUGAGAUGGACUACUCUGAUGAUAUGCCAUUGCUGAAGGAAGCCUGAAGAAUGCACCAGCCUUUGUACUUACUCGAGACAACCAGCGUUGCUACUGAUCUGUACUGGUGAGCGGGAUACCUCUUGAGAGUUUGUCAACACAGCUGUCAACACAGACGAGACUCUGAGUGAAGCUGUGGGUCACUCAGAAUAGUUCCUCGGUCCAUCCCAAAGAAGAACAGAGAAGGGAUUCACAUGUACAUACAUGCUUACAUUUUUGAUAAGAAUUCCUACACUAUGUAUGUACGUCUAAUGUCUGAAGCUCAGUUUUGAAACAUGUUGAACAGAAACGGAAAGGAACAGGCACCUCCUGAAGGAGUGUGUCUUAAAGCUGUGUUUCAGUUAAAUGGGUGAAGCUGCAAACUGAUUUUGGGAGCUACUAAUCUCUUCAGUGUCUUGUUUAUUGUUACUUUUCUUUAACCACAUAUCACAUCAUUUCAGACGCACAUUGGCAAAGAUGCAUGAAAGCCCGGUAAUCUAGAGUGUUGUCCAAGUCAUGCACACUUACAGCAUUGUCUUCACAAGAUUUCUGUGAUUAUAAGUCCUUGUUUAAGGUGUAAUUAAUUAUGACUCAUGUCAUUCUACAUGUCGCUGUACAGUUUAAGGCUGCUUGUUCACCCAAGAGUUCACUCUGCUGCGUUUUCUUCAUGGGAUUGAGGGCAAACAUUUUAAGAGACUUGUUUCAGACCUGCAUUUAAUACAUUUCACACUUGCAAAGCGUUUCAGAUGUAUUCUCUUCAUACUCAUCCUCUUGCCCCCAAUGGCCUUAGCUUUCCACUUCUAUGCACAGGUAUCUAUAAUAUGUAAAAUAAGGAAUUUUAAAAAUGAAUGUCAGUUAAAUGCAGCCACUGCUUAGUAAUAUUAUGAGUGGCUUUGUCAGACAUCACUUGUACACCAGAAAAUAUUAUUCUCUUAAUUUAUUCAGGCUGCUUGGAAAUUCCUGUUUUAAACGGGAACCCUAAGAUGUGUGUUUAAUUUAUUUGUGUCCAGAACGCUGUUGAUCAGCCAUGGCUUCUCUUGAUGCUUCCACAACUCUUGGAAGCUUAAAAAAAAAAGGUCUCUUUGCCGCUUCAGUUUUGAUUCUACUGCAGGCGCGUCAUAUGUGACACUGUAAAUGUGGUUGGGAAGCUCCAACACUAAAAUGUGUACAGAUUAGUGUAAUGUCAGUGUUCACUUUGUUUGACUGUCCAUUCAAUUUACUUUUGGACUGAGGAAUUCAUUUUUUUCUCUCUUUUUUUUGUGAACAUGGUAUUUUAAUAUAUGUAAAAAGUUUUAAAUUAAGUUUACUCUGUAUAUACCAUACGCGCAUUUUGAUUAAAUAUUAUUUGAGGUGUUCAAA